GGAUCCCGCACGAGCGCUCACCUCGGCGCCUCAACCCCGGCGCCCUCCAGCAAAGACCUCAAGUUCGGCAUCGACCGCAUUCUGUCGGCGGAAUUCGACCCCAAGGUGAAGGAAGGCAACACGCUGAGAGACCUCACCUCGCUGCUGGCCGGAGGGCGCCCGGCCGCUGUGCACCUCUCGGGGCUGCAACCCUCCGCCGGCCAGUUUUUCGCGUCCCUGGAGCCCAUGAACGAGGCCUCUGCUCUGCUCAGCCCCUUAAGCUCCAACCCGAGAAAUUCAGUUCAGCAUCAAUUCCAAGACACAUUUCCAGGUCCCUACGCGGUGCUCACCAAGGACACCAUGCCGCAGACGUACAAGAGGAAGCGCUCCUGGUCUCGCGCAGUCUUUUCCAACCUGCAGCGGAAAGGCCUGGAGAAAAGGUUUGAGAUCCAGAAGUAUGUGACCAAGCCUGACCGAAAGCAGCUGGCGGCGAUGCUGGGCCUCACCGACGCACAGGUGAAGGUGUGGUUCCAGAACCGGCGGAUGAAGUGGCGGCACUCCAAGGAGGCCCAGGCGCAGAAGGACAAGGACAAGGAGGCCGGGGAGAAGCCUUCGGGAGGAGCCUUGGGCCAGGGCAACCAGGAAGAGGGGAGCCCCAGCCGCUCGGAGGGCGAGCCAGAGAGCGAGAGCAGUGACUCCGAGACCCUGGACCUGGCGCCCAGCGACUCGGAGCGGACUGAGGGGCCGGAGCAGCCCCUGCACCCGGCCUCGGUCAUCAAGGCCUCGACUGCCACUGCCCUGGUCACGGCUGGCAGUGGCGGCGGUGGUGGCUGCACUUUUGGCUUCAGCAGCCCGAGCAGCCUCGGGGGCACCAGCGCGGGCAGCGGCACCUCGGAGCUGCUCCCGGAACCCCAGCCCGCAGGUGGCAGCUGUGCUCCCCAGAGCCCUGUGCCCAGCCAGGCCCUGCCAGGCGGUUUAUAGACCUAGAGGACAAGGGACCCGCGGCCGGAGGGCAGCUUCCGGGCGGGCUGGGCUCCGCGCCUGCGCCCAGUGGUCGGGACACGCCGGGGACACGCCGGCCCCUUCUCUACUUCAUGCCUGUGGCCGAUCUUGCUCUUGGCACCAGCAGCUCCCCCUGGGAGCGCGGGGCUAACCUGCUCCUCCUUGUGCCCGCCCCCCCCCGGGGUCGUGGCAUAA
Fukomys damarensis (Damara mole-rat) is the source of this 1176-nucleotide messenger RNA. RefSeq names its product H2.0 like homeobox (gene Hlx). The annotation marks the transcript as partial. Gene Ontology annotation, molecular function: DNA-binding transcription factor activity, RNA polymerase II-specific; sequence-specific DNA binding. The record is from RefSeq and is a predicted model, not a curated record. Gene Ontology annotation, biological process: regulation of DNA-templated transcription. NCBI's taxonomy places the organism in Eukaryota, Metazoa, Chordata, Mammalia, Rodentia, Bathyergidae. The transcript has 4 exons.